Messenger RNA from Pogona vitticeps (central bearded dragon), 2314 nucleotides. The record is from RefSeq and is a predicted model, not a curated record. Lineage: Eukaryota; Metazoa; Chordata; Lepidosauria; Squamata; Agamidae.
CACUGUUGCCAUGGCAGUCCCAAGUGAUAACUAAAAAUAAACAGGAUAAGGCAUCUAUGUAUGCUUCUUUGAAGCAAGGAGACCUUCUGGCAAGAAAAGUUAGGCUUAUACCUGCAAGAAAUCAAUAAAAGGACUUCCUAAAUAUCUGGUGCACCCUUUCACUGCAAGGUGGACAGAUGAUAAGCAGGAAUAUGGAAACAGCACAAGAACUCCCCCGAGUCGCCCAAGUUCAACUUCAUCAGAAGUACUGGGUAACAGAAGACAGUAAAGUCAAAUUGCUGACUGUUGGUGCCAAAUGCUUGGAUAUAGUCACUGAGAGGGAGCAUUAUUACGACACGGAUUUAGAUGAAUUAGCAACAGCUCAGCUGUGGCUGAGUAAAAGAAAUCAACAGUGGAGUCUUAUACUAGAAUCUCAGAAGCAACCAGCUGAAGAAAAUCCUGCCAGUUCCGCUCCUGAAAUACGGGAACCUCUGUAUGAGAGCAGAACAGAAAAUACCGCCAUCUACAGAAGCUCACAAGAAAGGAAAGCCCCAGAAAUGUUAUGUGUUAAUGACCAAAAUAAUCAGCAGCAGGAUUUGAAUGAAGAAGACACAGCAAAUGCAUCUGCAAUAUCUAGUUCCACAUAUGCUGAGCUGGUAGAAGAGAGAGAGAUAAUCACUUAUCUGGCAGAUUUUUUACACAUAGAUUUAAAAACCAAGAAAGGAAGUGUGACCAUGGAAGACUUUCUGCAGAAGGCUGGCAUCCAACAUUAUGCAAGCAACCAUACUGUUCAUCGGGCAAAAUAUAAGCUGGCCAACCGGUAUACAAUUAUCAUUCAAAGGGACGAAAUCUCUUUGGAGGAGACUGCGACCAUACUGUUAGAUGUGGAUAUUUCAAAUAUAUGCAAAGGUUUUGAAGAAAUUGAAAAGUUAGCAAAUUACCUGGGAUUUGUUCAAAAUGUACAAGGACUCACCGUGGAGCACAUCAAAAACAGACAAUAUGACCGCACACCUGUUCAGUUUUCAUAGAGCUUUGGGAGGGAAUAUCUAAAGAUACAACUGCAAGAGCACUUCAUUAAACCCAAUACCUUUACAGAUCCUUACAUGGCUUGAAAAAUGCAGAUUUAUGGCAACAGUAGCAGUACAGCUAGCAUCAGCGGUGAUCUAUGAAUAGCAUAGUGAACAGCUGCCAGGGAGAGAGACAAUGUUGAAGACAGCCCCUCUAAAAUGAACCGCUUUAGAUGUCUUCUUCCUUUCAAAAGUACACAGGUGGCUACAUGUUCAUUCAAUUAUAUAAAUCCUUCAACCAAACAACCUUAAUCUUCUCAUUCAACAGUGGAGAAAAUCAUGCUGCCUACAGAAUGCAUCUGCCUGUGGCAAUCUGAGUAGCCAUAAGUAAACAGCUUAAAACUCAGUUUCUUAUAAUUCAAUAUAAACAUUUUACAUACAUUCAGUAUGAUAAUUAUUAAAAUUCAAGGGAGAGAGUGUAUUGGAGUUAAUGUUUUUUGCCUAGCUGUUUGGAGAUCAAGGCAAGGGGGCAAAUUUCCUCUUCCUUCUGCAUAUGUUUCUAUUUCUCAAAAUUCAUCCCUCCUGAUUCUGAAGUGCAACUUUUAUAGUCAUGUCAACAUUUCCCCUCUUAUUCCUGAACUGAAAAGAGGUGCAAAGAGAAAUCAAGUCAGUCUAUUUUGGUUGUCACUUAACCUAGGAAACAAAUAUACAUAUCUUCAAUACAAAGAGUUGUGUGGGUUACUCUGUCACUGCAGUACAGAAAGAGGAUUUUUUUUUUCUUUAAUGGGAAGAGGAAACAUUUCUGAAUUACUUGAUCAAUAAAAGUGGGUAUCAAUUAUGCUUGGCUAUGAUUUUUUUUAAAAACCAUUCUGCUUUAUGACUAUCUUCAAGAGCUGUUGCCCACUCACUCUUGAUAAAUUCAAUCAGCUUUUUCAAGGCAAAUCAACAUACAUACAAUGAAUCUUCUAUCUGCAGCAACAAAGAUACACUGUACACCAGUUUGAUUUAUCUGACAAUGCAUGCAUUGUUUGAUGACAACCAAAGAACUUAUAAAAGUAUUGUUUCCCACCUGUCAUGCCUGACCAAUUCUAUGACUAAUUCCAAAAUCUUGUAACUAACCUGUUACUCAAAUCUUUCAUGCUAUAGCAGAAUAAGAAUGCUAUUGAGAUAAUCUAACAAGAUUAACCAGUUAAUAUGUCUAUCCUACAAACUCCCUCACAAUCCACUAUAAAGUGAAAUAUGAAUUUUGAUAAAAUAUACUUCACACAAGCUGCCUACAUAUAUUUCUAAAGCCUAAACAAUCAAGAUUGACAACUCAUAUGGCUGAA